AUGAAAUUAUUGAUUGCUUUAGUAGCCUUGUUGGCACUUUGUUUGUCCACAGCCCAAAAAGCUGAGAACUAUUCAUUUACUUCUCGGCUCCUCUGUUCUUACAAAAAUGGAAAAAGGCAUUGUGUUCCUUGCUCUACUUCCAAUGGAGCUACAACUUGCGAACCAGGUGCCAGUAGUGCCUCGUCCCAAAGUUCUGGAUUACCAAACAAUGGCCAGAAUGGUAUCGAAGUAGGAAAAACGAAAGGCACUGCUAUAGAGAAAAUUGAAGAUCCUGGAAACGGAUAUCAUAGUGAUUCUGCCCAAAGCAAUGGACCCCAAGGUUCUGGAAAUAUCGGACAUGACCAGAAGUUUAACCAUCCCAACUACGGAAAUAAUAGGCUGGUAGGUUAUUCGCCGAUGUACAACCUUAACACAAAUAGAGGUGGCAUAGAACUGGGUCCAACCCAAAAGCCAUUAGAGCCUGCUGGAAACUAUUAUUAUUUAAAUGCUGCUCAUAGUCGAGGAUUUCAAGGUAAUGCCAAUGGCGUUUCCAAUCAUGGAGGUAACAUCAACAACGGCGGGUCAACAUCUGCAUUCGGAAGUUAUAUUGACGGUCCUGACAAUAUUCCUAGCUUUGAUUAAGUCCAACUGGUUGCUAUAAUAUAUGUUUGAUCAAAAGUGUUUUUGUUUUCCUAAUAAUGCAUUUAUAUUCAGUGUUGGUUUUAUAAAAUAAAUACCUGCAUUUAGUAACAAAA
Messenger RNA from Drosophila biarmipes, 734 nucleotides. RefSeq lists its product as uncharacterized. Bases 1 to 621 code for a protein of 206 amino acids. NCBI's taxonomy places the organism in Eukaryota, Metazoa, Arthropoda, Insecta, Diptera, Drosophilidae. The record is from RefSeq and is a predicted model, not a curated record. The transcript is spliced from 2 exons.